AUGCAGCGGCUGCUGCUGCUGCAGCAGGACACCCAAGCCAGAGUCCUCUGCAGAGCCCGAAUUGUAGAAGACACAGCAGCAGCAGUCAGGUGCUGCGGGGGCCCCAAGGUGUCUGUAUCUCCAACCCCGCUCACGGCAGCCCUCGCGGCGUCCUUAGAAGAUGCGCCGACGCUGCUGCUUAUUGCGGUGUGCAAUUCGCGACGUGCAGCAGCAGCGGAGCAGCAGCAGCAGCAGCAGCAGCAGCAGCAGCAGCAAGGCUGGGGUUGUGUCGACGCAGCAGACGCCUGGGGGGGCCUUCUGCCGGCGCCGCUGCAGCGCCAGCUGCUAGACCCUCCGUUAACUAUGGAGGUUCUGCUGCAGCGCAUGCAGCGCUGGUGGAGCGAGGACAGCGCAGAAGCAGCAGAAACAGCAGCUGCAGCAGCUGCAGCAAGUGCAGCAGCAGAGGAACCUUCCAUGGGGCUGCAUGCAUGUUUGCUGCUGCGGACUUUGUUCUAUGAGCUUGUCUGCCAGUAUGGCCCGCGUGGCUGCUCCAGCAGCAGCAGCAGCUGCAGCAGAGCACGCAGCGUCUGCUGGUGCCCCUGCUGCUGCUGCUGCUGCUGCUGA
This is a messenger RNA of Eimeria tenella, 603 nucleotides long. RefSeq lists its product as uncharacterized. The transcript has 5 exons. The record is from RefSeq and is a predicted model, not a curated record. NCBI's taxonomy places the organism in Eukaryota, Apicomplexa, Conoidasida, Eucoccidiorida, Eimeriidae. Bases 1 to 603 code for a protein of 200 amino acids.